Messenger RNA from Lutzomyia longipalpis, 5946 nucleotides. It is a transcript of the gene Liprin-gamma, whose product is annotated as kazrin. Gene Ontology annotation, molecular function: protein binding. Bases 584 to 2959 code for a protein of 791 amino acids. NCBI's taxonomy places the organism in Eukaryota, Metazoa, Arthropoda, Insecta, Diptera, Psychodidae. The transcript has 11 exons. The record is from RefSeq and is a predicted model, not a curated record.
CGUAUUUUGGCUACACGCACUCGGUUCGUAGCUAGCUGGCCAGUUGUUGCACUUUGGCACAGAUUCUCUGGUCGCCAGUUCCAGACACUUUCUGGGUGGUUGUAUUAAGGUGUGGGGCCGUUUUUCAUGUACUCGCCCCAGAUUUUGUGAACCAUUUCUUGUGUUUGCCAAGAAUUGUGUGACUUAUUUGCAAAAGUGGGCCAUUCAUACGAAAACUUUGAAUCACUCUCUUUAGACUCACUUUUCCCCUGUAUGUGGGGAGUUCUGUGAUUUUCCCUUUAUGUGCUUGUGUGCCAAAUGUGAGAUCAAAGUGCACAAGAUAAAUGCAAUAUAGUGUAGGUCUUCCAUUGAAAGUAGUUUUUGUGAAAAUUUGUUGCGAAAAGGCAGAGAAAAGUGAUAAAAGAAAUAACCCGUUGUGGGAGUGAAGGAAAAGUGACGGAAAAAGGACCAAUCGGAUUCAAUUUUCUUCAAACAUUCGAUUAAGGUGCAUAAGGUAAAUAAACUGGCGUCCAUCGUCUUCACAUCUUAAGAAGGAAAAAUGAUUUGAAAUCAAUACACCGCAGUUACCAAUAAGAGAAAUUCGAUGCAAAUAAAUGGGAAUUCUUGUUCAACGAUGGCCGCUUCAGAACCACCCGAACCGCCCCCUCGUAAUCCCGACAAAAUUAAUGCAUCCCUCAAGCAAAUCUCCAGCGAAGCAAAGGCGCCAAAGUCCGUGGAUGUAACGAACAAUACGAGUCUGAAGCCAUCUCUGAAGACGAACAAUGCAACAUCCGUGUCUAGUCCAUCUCCACCAGAUGCUACGCCGAAAGGCAUCGAGGACCAGGAUGUGAGAAGUUCUGAGAAUGGUGAUGAUGCGGCGGCUGAAGAAGCCAACAACAGCUAUGGCGAGACUGAUACACUCAAUGGGAGGGAUGACAAUACGAUGGAUUCAUUUAAGACAACUAUAGAUAAGCCUGAUUUGGAUAGUUUUGAUGACUUGGAUUCACCUCAAUCCUCAAAGCUUAAGGUAGAGAAUCAACGGCUUUCUGCUGAGAUUAGUCGGCUGAAGAAGUUGCUGGAGAUCUCACCAGAUGGUGCAAUUGGUGGAAUUGAUUUAUCAGACAAUAAUAGUUUCGACGCCCACUCCACAGACGGUGGAUCCAGUGGGCGCAUGGAGCGUCUCGAGGUGGAAUUGCGGAUGGCAAAGGAGCAAAUUGCACAUUUGCGAGCAGAGAGAAAAAAAUUGCGAACGGAUAAAACAGACUUGCUGAGGCAUGUGAAGCAGCUGUGUUCAUCGCUACAUGAUAAGGAACAAGAGCUGAGAGACUUUAUUCGAAACUAUGAACAAAGGCUUCGAGAUAAUGAAUCCACAGCAUUGAAGAUGACGAGUGAACGUGAACGCGAACGAUGGUCUCUUAUGAAGCAUGCACGUGAUGAAGCUGAGAGAUCCCUUGUGCUGGCGGCACAACUCAAUGCUCGUGAUCUACAGCUGCAGCGAACACAGGAACAGCUACAGGAAGCUAGACGACAACUUUCCGGUUGUAUGUCGGAUCAAGAAAGCUUAAUAUCAAUGCCACCCCCACUGACACCACCUGCUAGUGGGAUUCUACCUCAUCUUGGUGGGGCAUUUCCAGGAAGCACAAUGGGUGGAGAAUCAACAUUAAGAGCAGGGAACAGCGAUAAGGAUAGUGCUGCAGGCGAUCUAAACUUGAGCGAUGGUCCAUGCGAGAAUGGGAUAUGCCUCACAAUGGAUCCAGAUAACAUAUCACUCGUUUCUAGUCAACACAAUAUGUAUCAAUACGGUACCCCUGUAAAGGAACGUAGCCCUACACUUUCACCCCUAAAUUCGAGUACAUUCUCACGUUCGGUAGACAACGCAGACACUAGCUUGGGUAGCAGGUCAGUGGAACAGCUAGGAGCGUCUCUCGAUGGGGAUGGAAGCUCUUUCCUCGGCCGGCGGUUAACUGGAAAGGGAACAGGGACAUUGGGUCGUUCUGGCCGAGGAAGCACUUGGGGGAGCAUUUCGAAGGUCUUUGCACGAUCCCGCCAACGAGCACGCAAUGCAUCCCAGGAAUCUGAAAGUACCACAGUAUCCGAAUGUGGUUGGAGCCCCCUUACUGAGGAGGGUUAUGCUGAAAAAUUGCGUCUACUGCGGGAAGCUUCAGCAGCUCCAAUGGAGCGUUGGAGAGCAUCUCAGGUGUUGGCAUGGCUAGAAGUUGCCCUGGGAAUGCCACAGUACAGCGUUAGAUGUUCAGAGAAUGUGAAAAGUGGCAAAGUACUCUUGGAACUGUCGGAUGCAGAGCUCGAAGCUGGUUUGGGACUAAGUCAUCCAAUGCAUAGGAAAAAACUUCGGCUGGCUAUUGAGGAACAACGUAGACCAGACCUUGUGCGGUAUCCAACCAUUGGACAACUAGGACAUACAUGGGUGGCUUCGGAGUGGCUACCAGACAUUGGACUCCCACAGUAUGCUGAGUCUUUCUUACAUUCCCUUGUGGAUGCCCGAAUGCUAGAUACCCUCUCGAAGAAAGAAUUGGAGAAAAUGCUUGGGGUAACGAGAAAAUUCCAUCAGGCUAGCAUUGUUCAUGGGAUCCAUGUGCUUAGAAUUAUUAAGUACGAUCGACAGGAAUUAGCUAUGAGACGCCUACAGUCGGAAAGUAUGGAUACCGACCCAAUUGUGUGGACCAAUCAGAGAUUUAUUCGAUGGGUCAGAUCAAUUGAUCUGGCUGAGUAUGCUGACAAUCUUAAAGAUAGUGGAGUUCAUGGUGGUCUUGUUAUAUUGGAGCCCUCAUUUUCGGGUGAAACAAUGGCCACAGCUCUUGGAAUUCCGCCAUCUAAGAACAUCAUUCGUCGUCAUUUAUCAGCUGAAUUUGAUGCUCUGGUGCUUCCAGCAAGGUAUGUUCUUUUCUGUGAUGUGGACGAGCCUCUUGCGGAUGGUGCUCGUGGAGGAAGCGGAAUGCCAUGUGAAAAGAAGUUCAAGUAGAGGAAUAUAUUGGGGGGAGAAUUUUGAAACAAAUUUUCGCCAAGACUUUAUUACAAAAAAAACGAAGAAUUUAUUCUUUUAUUAAUGAACGCAAGAAUUUAGAGAUGAUUUAUUGGCAAAUUUUUGGCGGGAAUAAUACUCACUUGUGACACAGAAACUAACACACUCUAACAAUGUAUCACUUUCAUCCUGGAAAAUAUGAAAAUUCCUCCAAACCACUUUUCCAUCCACCAUCCCACCCCCAUUCCAUUUAUCUUUUUUUACUCGUUGCUUUUUCCUUCACUUUCACGCCAUUGUUCAUGAAGAAGAAUGCUAUUUGAUCAUUAAAAUUUGCUUUUCUUGUUCUUCUCUGCAUUUUCACGUCACUUUAAUUAUCUCACUCUCUUCCAACAAAUAUGCUUUAAAUUAAUGGUUAGCGCAGAGUCCAUCAUGACCGCACAUUUUGUCCUUAAUUCUGUGUUUUUUUUCGUUCUCCCACCAUACCACCAACUUUCUGGUAAAACAGACAUGUCCUUAUUUGAGUGUAUGAGGAAGAAAAUUUGAGGAAAAUGUGUACAGGUGGGACAAUAAAAGUGGGAAAAUCCCAGGAUAUGCUCACUCUCUUCCUUAAAGACAAUGAAAAAAAAAACAUUCCUCGGAUGAGAAUUUAAUUAAAGUCUUUCUCUUCCGUUUUUGUGCUGAAUACGAAUACAAAAAAAAAUGCUCUCGCAGGAAAAAGUCCAUCAAAUGUAAGCUUCAGUGUUAUCCGUGAAAAAUGCAUGACCCUUCAGCAAUGUUUUGUGUGCGUUUUUCUUUGUCCUCCCACUCCAUUGCAAUUACAAAUGGAAAACAGGACGAAAGUUUCGUGGUAUACAAUUCUGCUAAAGAAGAAUAAAUAUUAUCCGCCAGGCACAUUUUUCCUUGAGUGUUUUCUUCAAUUUUUCAUUUCACCUUCUGCCUACAUAAUUUUUGGCGAAUGUGUUAGGAUUUCUGCCUUCAUUUGUCUCCUUCAACGGUGAUGUUAUAUAUACAUAUGGUUUUAUAUACUUACAUAUAUAUAUUUCCCUAGAACACGCUAUUGUGGACAAUUGUUUGAGAAAAGUGAGAUAAACGAGAAAGUAAACUACCAAGAAGAAGCAUAUUGUGUGUGAAAAACAUGAAAAAUAACGUACCAAACGUAUCAAACAAUACCACAAAGAGGGGUCAAAGAAUUUGUAAUUGAAAAAUCGAUUUUAUAUUGGCGAAAAAAACAUAAAUAAAAAGAAAAUAAAUUUUCUCUCUUUUGCACAAUCAUUUAGAAUCUUUUCUGAACAGUAAAAGAAGAAUACUGAGUCCCUAUUUUACCUGAAGAAAUUGAUUACUUUACAAGAGGUCAGACCGGUCAGACUAUGCUCUAAAUUUAAAGUAAAAAUGGGUCAAGUUCGGAAAAAUUAUUUCUUUUGUUCUAAGAUCAAAAUUUCUUUUCAAUGAAUUCAACUAGAAUUCCUUUUUUAGACUUUUUUCUACCCAAGUUUCAACCUAUUGGAAAAUUUUACUUAAAAAUCUUUCUAGAUUUCCCGGAUGUGUAGCAUCAGAACUUUUAAAAAAGGAAAUUCUCUUAUCAAUUUAUUUUUAUGUGCAAUCAAUACAUUGCUUAUCAGUUGAUGAAAUAGCUCUUUACAUUCGAUUUAAGGUAUCAUCACCACUUAGCAAGGAUGUUGAACGGGAUUUACAUUCACAGAUAAUACUUUCCAAUCAUAUUUUAUGUUCACGUUCAUCUCACUUCUCACACCUUUUGUAGGUGAAAUUUAGCUAUUUUUAUAUUUACAUUUUUUUUACAUAAAAUAUAUUCUGGAGGACAGCAUAAGAAUUCUAAAAAAAAAUGUCGUUGCGCUUUUCUGACCUUUUCGUCUCUCUCUCUUUCUCUGUUGUAAUGUUUUCUCUGAUACGAAAUUUUGUUGAUUUUAUAAAUGUGUUGUGUUUUCGCUCGCAUCUCUAUAGAACUACCCUGGGCCAAGGUAUCCGUAGUGGUGGACAAAUUAUUCCCAUUACUGGUUCCGGAGGAUUGCACCAUCAUGGCACAAUUGAUAGAAAAACAUCCGGAAGUCUUAGGGUGAGUCUGUGUAUUUUUUUUUCAUUUAAUAUUUAAUGCACUUAUUUUCAUUCUUCCAUCCUAUACAACCUCUCUCCUUUAUUUUCUGACCUCAAAAACACUCUCCCGCAAUAAUACCAUUAUAUACAAAUCCCCAAUGGGAAGUAUUUCAACGCAGUUUAUUGCAAAAUGUAAAGGUAAAUCCCUUCGUAUAUGGAGCUUUAUUCGGCCACAACCAUUUUCCGCCGCAAAGGCUCUUAAUAAGACUCAAAAUAUAAUUAUUUUUGUCAGCAUGUGAUUGUAAUAUACACGUUACCUAUUUUUUUUUGUUACAUUUUUGCACCAUGCAGUUUAAUAAAUGUUGGCCAAAUAAAUGUUAGAUUCUCAUUCUAAGCUUUCAAGGGUGAAUAUAUUUUUUUUAAAUCCGUUAUUGUUGCUAGAUUUUUCACAAAAGUAGCAAAACUUUUAGCAAAAGUUGGUAGGCGAUAAACUUUCCAACUAAAUUUCCAUCAAAUUUCCAAUUAAAAUUUCUUCCUUAACAAUUCACACAUGAUAUUCCCAACGCGGUCAAAACUUUUACAACGGCGUACGAAAAGUUUUUGAGCAAAUAUGAUAUGUACAACAUGAAAAUUAUUUUUGAGAUACAGAAAAGUUUCUCCAGCUUUUUUUUCUUUAAAAGGAUAAUAUUAUUUUAAUUUCCAUAAUUUCCUAAAAAGGUGAAUUUCACGCUGAACAAUCCAUAAAAUGAGGUAAUAAAUAAUCAUAAAUCCCGAAAGGAUUUUAUGAAAUUCAUACCACGUUUUUCUUAUAUUUUAAUGAAUAAUUGAAAAGCAAAAUUUGCAAAAGCUUAAAUUCAAUUUAAUACACUUCAUAACAUCAUGAAACGUCACGGAAAAUUGUAAAUAAUAAUAAUUAAAUUGUAGAGAAAUCCCUAAAA